Messenger RNA from Erpetoichthys calabaricus (reedfish), 1180 nucleotides. It is a transcript of the gene pigl, whose product is annotated as phosphatidylinositol glycan anchor biosynthesis, class L. Gene Ontology annotation, molecular function: N-acetylglucosaminylphosphatidylinositol deacetylase activity. Lineage: Eukaryota; Metazoa; Chordata; Cladistia; Polypteriformes; Polypteridae. The record is from RefSeq and is a predicted model, not a curated record. Bases 8 to 859 code for a protein of 283 amino acids. The transcript has 7 exons. Gene Ontology annotation, cellular component: endoplasmic reticulum. Gene Ontology annotation, biological process: GPI anchor biosynthetic process.
ACUUGAGAUGAUGUACGCUUUACUUUCUGCCAUCAUAUUUUGUUUGCUGUAUUAUGGAGUGAUCCUAUGGCUAUAUUAUCAGUAUGAAAAGCAUAAACAGAAGAGCCGUGUUUUUCCUUUCACUUCCAAGUUUGUGCAGCACGAAUUUUUCAGAAAACUGUUGUGUUCGGAGAAUGGUAAUGAUAGGUCUCUCAGAGCACUGUUCAUUACAGCGCACCCGGACGAUGAGUGCAUGUUUUUCGCACCGGCUAUAAUUCAACUACGGAAGCUAGGCUUUAAAGUGUAUUUGUUAUGCUUAUCUACAGGGAACUACAACAGUGAAGGGGAAACUCGGAAGAAAGAGCUACAAAAAAGUUGCAGUGUCUUAGGAAUUCCAUCUGAUUGUUUGACCAUCAUCGAUCACAGUGGCCUGCAGGAUGACCCUGUGGCUGAGUGGGAAACAGAGCUCAUUUCAUCUUUCAUACUUACGCAUGUGAAGAAUAAUUCUAUUCAGUUGGUUCUAACAUUUGACGCAGGUGGAGUUAGUAGACAUGCGAACCACAUCGCCCUCUUCAAGUCACUCAGCUUCCUGUCAGCUAGCAGGCAGUUACCUGAAGGCUGCUGUGCAGCUGUCUUGGAAACAGUGAAUAUUUUCAGGAAGUACCUCUCUGUUUUGGAUGCACCAGUCAGCUGGUUAAGGACUCCAGAUUUACUAUUUAUUUUAACGAGAAAGGAGUAUGAAGAAGCCAAGAUUGCAAUGCGUUGCCAUCGCAGCCAGAUGUUGUGGUUCCGUUACAUGUAUGUUCUGUUUUCACGUUACAUGCUGAUCAAUACCUACAAAUGCCUCUCUGAAGAGCAGAAGAUCAGGAAACAGGAGUAAUAUUGGGAUUGUAAAGCAGCAAAAACUAACAGUAAAAGCAGAGAGAAAUUAGUCAACAAAAUGAACAGAAGUAUGGUGUGUAAAAACACAGUGGUGUUGGGCCCAUUUAUUUGCAACGGUCAUAUUUUUCCAUGCAUCCUUGCCUCCACUCUGUAAAAUGUAUUACACCUUGUAUGGGAGUCCUACAGUGUUGCACUAUUUUGUGCUUGGAGCCGAUGCUAUGGUGCAGGUCACUUUGUUAUACACUCAUGAAAUAUGCUGUUUGCAAAAAUUGAUUGUGAAUUUCUAUAAAGGCCAAUAAAAAACAAAAUCCUUUUAAAA